Molecule: messenger RNA, 1669 nt
Organism: Pteropus alecto (black flying fox)
Lineage: Eukaryota; Metazoa; Chordata; Mammalia; Chiroptera; Pteropodidae
Gene: SBK1
Product: SH3 domain binding kinase 1
Biological process (GO): peptidyl-threonine phosphorylation; peptidyl-serine phosphorylation
Molecular function (GO): protein serine/threonine kinase activity; ATP binding
Source: RefSeq, a predicted model, not a curated record
CGAGCCGGAGCCGCAGCCAGUGCCCGGACCAGGCCGGGGUCUGGAACCGCAGGGCCGGGCUGCUCGUAGCGGCGGCGACGGAGCCCCCCAGCGGCUGAGGGGCUUCCUCCCAGCCCCUUGCCGGUGGCCGGGACUCAGCAAGUCCCCGCAGCCGGGCAGCGCGGGGAUCCCCCACCAAAUCCAGGACCCAGAGACCCCCCAAGAAGGCGGGGGCCCCUCUAAGUCCAAAACAAAACGACUCCCCAGCCGGGGAAGGCGAAGAAUUCCUCCGUAUUCAGAAGAUAGCGACGUUCCUAUGGUGCCGCGAAGAUUCCCCCUCUUCAAUCUGGGCCCCCCCAAGACCUAGAACGCAGUGAUCCCCCCGUCCGAGAUUGCGAGCACCCCUUCAAGAUCCUGGUCAAUACAACUCCACACCUCAAGACACGAAGACCCAGCUCAGAGCGCCCCUAGAUCGGGGGUCCGAGACUCCCCCCAAUUCCGGUACACAGAAUCCCUAAAUCUAGGGACCCGAGGAUAGCAAGAGCUUCCCCUCACCAGCAAGAGGCCUCGGGGAUCCCCCCAAAGCUCCAGGACCGGGGCCACGGAGCCUCUUGCGGCACCCUUCUCAUCCCAGCCCAUGGUUGUGGAGCCCUGAGCCCCCGGGGCCGGGCUGACGAAAAUCGAGACGGCGCCCAGGCCCCCUGCCGCGGCGUCCCCGCGGCCCCAGCCCAGGGAGAAGAUGAGCGUGGGUUGCCCAGAGCCAGAGCCACCUCGCUCCCUGCCCUGCUGUGGGCCAGGGAGCGCCCCUGGACUGGGUGCAAGCGUGCCCCUCCUCACUGAAGACAUGCAGGCGCUGACCCUCCGAACACUAGCUGCUAGUGAUGUCACCAAACACUACGAACUCGUCCGGGAGCUGGGCAAAGGCACCUAUGGGAAGGUCGACCUGGUGGCCUACAAGGGCACAGGCACGAAAAUGGCGCUGAAGUUUGUGAAUAAGAGUAAAACGAAGCUGAAGAACUUCCUGCGGGAGGUGAGCAUCACCAACAGCCUCUCCUCCAGCCCCUUCAUUAUCAAGGUCUUUGACGUGGUGUUUGAGACGGAGGACUGCUACGUCUUCGCCCAGGAGUAUGCGCCCGCCGGGGACCUGUUCGACAUCAUUCCUCCUCAGGUUGGGCUCCCCGAGGACACGGUGAAGCGCUGCGUGCAGCAGCUGGGCCUGGCGCUGGACUUCAUGCACGGGCGGCAGCUGGUGCACCGCGACAUCAAGCCGGAGAACGUGCUGCUGUUUGACCGCGAGUGCCGCCGCGUGAAGCUGGCCGACUUCGGCAUGACGCGCCGCGUCGGCUGCCGCGUGAAGCGAGUCAGCGGCACCAUCCCGUACACGGCGCCCGAGGUGUGCCAGAAAGGGCGGACGUGGGCCUUCGGCGUGCUCAUCUUCUGCGUGCUCACUGGCAACUUCCCAUGGGAGGCAGCCUCUGGCGCCGACGCCUUCUUCGAGGAGUUCGUGCGCUGGCAGCGCGGCCGCCUGCCCGGGCUGCCGUCGCAGUGGCGCCGCUUCACGGAGCCGGCGAUGACUGUUCUCAACCCUUCCGGGAUAUCACUGGGCCUUUCCCACUGCUGGACCGAUGGCCGCCCGGACAAGAGCAAAGGGCAGGUGGUGCUGGCCACGGCCAUCGAGAUCUGCGUCUGA